This is a messenger RNA of Nanorana parkeri, 1175 nucleotides long. RefSeq names its product RAB2A, member RAS oncogene family (gene RAB2A). The transcript is spliced from 8 exons. NCBI's taxonomy places the organism in Eukaryota, Metazoa, Chordata, Amphibia, Anura, Dicroglossidae. Bases 112 to 747 code for a protein of 211 amino acids. The record is from RefSeq and is a predicted model, not a curated record. Gene Ontology annotation, cellular component: Golgi apparatus. Gene Ontology annotation, molecular function: GTPase activity; GTP binding.
CACCGGCUGCGCAUGCGCGAUCACGCUUGCUUCUGAGGAGGACAGUGCACGAGCCCGUGAUUACGUCAGCGCGUCCGCUAGAAGCAGUGACGAGCAGACAGGGGUCCGGACAUGGCGUACGCAUAUCUCUUCAAAUACAUCAUCAUCGGUGAUACCGGUGUUGGCAAAUCUUGUCUACUAUUACAGUUCACAGACAAGAGGUUCCAGCCUGUUCAUGACCUGACGAUUGGUGUGGAAUUUGGUGCACGAAUGAUUACAAUUGACGGCAAGCAGAUAAAGCUUCAGAUUUGGGACACAGCAGGUCAGGAAUCCUUUCGUUCCAUCACACGUUCAUAUUACAGAGGAGCAGCUGGUGCAUUAUUAGUUUAUGAUAUCACAAGGAGAGACACAUUUAACCAUCUAACGACCUGGCUGGAAGAUGCGCGUCAACAUUCAAAUUCAAAUAUGGUGAUCAUGUUAAUUGCCAAUAAAAGUGAUUUGGAAUCAAGGAGAGAAGUAAAGAAAGAAGAGGGAGAAGCAUUUGCCAGGGAGCACGGCCUUGUUUUUAUGGAGACCUCAGCAAAGACCGCCUCAAAUGUCGAAGAGGCAUUUAUUAACACAGCAAAAGAAAUUUAUGAAAAAAUCCAGGAAGGAGUCUUCGACAUAAACAAUGAGGCAAACGGCAUUAAAAUCGGACCACAACAUUCAACGCCUGGAUCACCUGGGUCUCAUAUGGGAGGACAACAAGCUGGAGGGGGCUGCUGUUGAGCUUCAUCAUUCCAUGUGAAGAGUCUGAAGUGGCUGUUUCCUUGUCCAUAGGCUAUUGUACUUUUACCUUCUCUUCUCCUCCAGUUUCAGUGUUCACUUUAAAGAAGAUUUUUGAAAUUGUAUUCAUACUGUAUCAUUUGCUUUUGAUUUAUAGGUUUGAUUGUGGUUGUUAAAUGUUGUCUUGUUCCCCCCUAAGUAAAAAAAAAAAAAAAAAAGAAGAAAAAAAUGAAUUGACACUAAGACUUUUUCAUAGUAUUUUAAAUGGUUUGUGUAGGUAGGAUUCACGGAUCUGUGGUGACCUGUGCAAAGGGACAUGAAAUCAAACAAUAAAACCAUUGAUUAUACCUAUUUUCUGACUACCAAUAUAUGUAAACCUGAAGGAAAUUGAUGUGAUAUGGUUAACUGGGAGUAAACUCUGAUGAAAAUGU